Messenger RNA from Aspergillus aculeatinus CBS 121060, 1925 nucleotides. RefSeq names its product putative triacylglycerol lipase (LipA). NCBI's taxonomy places the organism in Eukaryota, Fungi, Ascomycota, Eurotiomycetes, Eurotiales, Aspergillaceae. The transcript is spliced from 9 exons. The record is from RefSeq and is a predicted model, not a curated record. The coding region runs from base 1 to 1851 and encodes 616 amino acids.
AUGGCCCGUCUAACCACCACCACCACGACCGGAACCCACUGGUUCCCAGCCCUCACCACUCUUCUCCUUGUCGCAACCUCCUCCUCAACAUCUGCCCUCCCCAACAACACUUCCCCUUCCUCCUCGUCAGCUGCUGCUACUUUUUCCACUGCUGUUGUUGCAUCUUCAUCCUCCCCACCAACCGUAACCCUCCCCCCCUCUCCCUCCACCCCCCUCGACCCAUCCACCAUCUUCAUCGGCCGCUCCCUCCCCGAGUUCUCCCAGGACCUCUUCCUCGGCAUCAAGUACGCCGACCAGCCCACGCGCUUCACCCCGGCCACCCUCAAGACCCGCUACCGCGCCAGUGACAGCGACAGCGAGGCGUCCACCUCCACCGAAGACACCUCGGACGAUGACGAUGACGAUGACGACGUGCAGACAGUCCACUACAACGCAACCCAAUACGGCAACGACUGCCCCGGCUACGGCAGCGACGAGACCACCCUCGUGGACGCCGGCUACACGCGCCUGAGCGAGGACUGCAUGAAUCUGAAUGUGAUUCGGCCUGCCGCUGCCCCCGGGACGGAGGGGUUGCUCCCCGUCAUGGUGUGGAUCUUUGGGGGUGGGUGGAUUCAGGGCGCGACGAGUGACCCGAGGUAUAACAUGAGUUACAUCCUGCAUCAAGGCGCACUCAACGACAAACCGGUGAUUGGCGUGUCGAUCAACUAUCGGGUCGCUGCAUUUGGGUUUUUGGAUUCGAAGGAGGUUAUGGAAUCCGGAAAUACGAAUCUGGGGCUGCGGGAUCAACGCGUGGCCUUGCGGUGGGUGAAAGAGAAUAUUCGGGCUUUUGGGGGCGAUCCGGACAGGAUUACGAUCUGGGGGGAGUCUGCAGGGGCUUAUAGUGUUGGGGCGCAUCUGGUGACGAAUGAGGGGGAUAAUGAGGGCCUGUUCAGGGCUGCGAUUAUGGAAUCGGGCAAUGCAGUCGGUCCCCCCUGGAACGGCACGGACUGGUAUCAACCCAUGUAUGACCAGAUUGUGAAUAAGACGAACUGCACCACCGCCUCCGACACCCUGCAGUGUCUCCGCGAGGUCCCCUUCGAGACCUUCUAUCCCCUCGCCUACAACGGGCUCGAAUGGUUCGGCACCAUCGAUGGCACCUUCAUCAAGGAGAAGCCCCAGAUCAGCAUCACCGAAGGCCGCUUCGCCAAGGUGCCCAUCCUGCACGGGACCAACACGGACGAGGGCACGAGCUUCGGCACCACGGGGACGAACACGGACGAGGAGUGUAUUGAGCAGUUGGUCGCCUCCAAACGCUGGGUCCUCGACCGCGACCAAGCGACGCAUCUGCUCGGCCUUUACCCGAAUAUCUCGGCCCUGGGCUGCCCCUACGGCUGGGGCAACGUCACCUGGCCGUCCCGCGGGUACGAGUACAAGCGGUACGAGUCGAUGGCGGGCGAUCUGUGCAUGGUCGCGCCGCGGCGGCUGCUGGGCACGCAGAUGGCGCGGUACGAGACGGAGGUGUAUGCGUACCGGUGGGAUGUGGCGGCGUUGAACGAGACGAGCGUCAUUGGCGUGCAGCAUUUUGCGGAGAUCCCCUUCGUCUUCGCCAACCCGAACCAAACCAUCACCCCUCUGGGCUCCGACCCCGCGCGUCUGGCCCUGGGCAAUCUGGCCGCGAGGAUGUGGACGGCGUUUGUGACGGAUUUGGAUCCGAACGGGCAUGGCGUCGACGGGAUCCCCCACUGGCCGCGCUAUACGCCGUCGGACGGGCCGUCCAACUUCGUCUUCCGGUUGCCGCGGACGGAGAGUUAUGUCGAGGCGGAUACGUAUCGGGCGGAGGGGAUUGAGUAUAUCAACUCGAUUGCGCGGUAGUUUUUGUUUCUGGUGGGUGCGUGAGCUGGGUGGUUGAUAUGUGCGUUGUCGAUGGAGGAUGCGGAAGGAGUGUC